AUGAAAGCUGCUAUGAGGCCAAGCAUCUCGAGUACACUUCUCUGGAGACACGUAAAGUUUUUCGCAAGUUCCGGCGGCCUCCAGAGGAGCAAAGCGAAAACUUCCCCUGCGGCCAAGGUAUCUCGUCCUGAGUGGAUUUCCCUCUGUAGUCAGUCCUAUCCGACUGACGAUUGGUAUAAUCUGUCGCCAAAAAUCAUCCAACUGCUUAGUCGGCGUCUUCACAAUCAACUAUACCAUCCUCUUUGGCUCAUUAAAAGCCGCAUUGUCGACUUCUUUUAUAAGCGCCCAUCCCAUGUCAAACAAUGGAGCAGUAGUCCCCUGUUCUCCGUGCAUGAUUCUCUCAGUCCCGUAGUCAGCGACGUGCAGAAUUUCGAUAGCCUUCUGGUUCCACCCGACCACGUCAGCCGACGACCUACCGACACCUACUACGUAAACGCUAAUACAGUUUUGCGGAGCCACACCUCAGCACACGAGUCCGACCUGAUUUCUUCUGGAUUGGAUGCCUUCCUGGUUACUGGCGAUGUGUAUCGGCGCGACGACAUAGAUGCUCUGCAUUAUCCCGCCUUCCAUCAACUGGAGGGCGUCCGGCUCUUCUCGCGGGAUGAACUCUUUCGUGACGCGAUCGAUCCCUCGGCUUGUCUCACCCUCUUCGAAACUGGCACUGCCUCCCAGCGUUCUGUAGGCGCGGAAAUUCCACCCUCCUUCGCCCUGCCGUCGGAUCGUCAGCCCUGGCACUCAAUAGAGACGGUUCUUUCUCUUGAAUUCCAACUGAAGUCCGUCCUCGAGGAGCUUGCCGUACAACUUUUUGGAAAAGGUAAACACCCAAUCAUCACCCCGUCACGUCACGGCAUUCUAAAGCCUCUGCUGGCUUUGCUUUCGGUUCCCAGAUACACCCCUAUGCGCUGGGUUUCCGCCUACUUUCCCUUUACACAUCCCUCCUGGGAGUUGGAGAUUCAGACUGGUGUCAGGGCUGGCGACUCCGAUGACGGCUGGACGGAGAUGCUCGGCUGUGGAAUUCUGCGUCAGGAAAUCCUUGACAAAUGCGGUGUGACUAACAAGGCCGCCUACGCCUUCGGUUUGGGGCUGGAGCGUUGGGCAAUGAAACUCUAUGGCAUUCCUGACAUUCGACUUUUCUGGUCACAGGAUCCGGGUUUUCUGAGCCAGUUCCACACGAAAGACAUCAACAAGCCCAUAGCCUAUAAGGCGAUUAGUCAUUUCCCGCCAUGUCCGCUCGAUAUCUCCUUCUGGCUGCCGUCGGAACUGCACCCAGACGCUGUCGCCGCUCUCGGCGAGACAGAGGCCGCAUCAGAUAAAAUGCUGGCCUUCGAGCGUGAUCUCUUCGAGCUGAUCCGUGGUGUCGCGGGCGAUCUGGUAGAACAGGUAUGA
Dibothriocephalus latus is the source of this 1386-nucleotide messenger RNA. The record is from the annotation of a GenBank genome assembly. NCBI's taxonomy places the organism in Eukaryota, Metazoa, Platyhelminthes, Cestoda, Diphyllobothriidea, Diphyllobothriidae.